Messenger RNA from Hirundo rustica (Barn swallow), 1041 nucleotides. It is a transcript of the gene RHOF, whose product is annotated as ras homolog family member F, filopodia associated. NCBI's taxonomy places the organism in Eukaryota, Metazoa, Chordata, Aves, Passeriformes, Hirundinidae. Gene Ontology annotation, molecular function: GTPase activity; GTP binding. The record is from RefSeq and is a predicted model, not a curated record. Gene Ontology annotation, biological process: cell migration; small GTPase-mediated signal transduction. The coding region runs from base 1 to 663 and encodes 220 amino acids. The transcript is spliced from 5 exons.
AUGGAAGCGGCCAACGGGGCCGUGCCCGAGGGCGCGGCGGAGCGGCCCCGCGGCCCCGCGGCCGCCCCGUCGGGCAGGAAGGAGGUGAAGGUGGUGAUCGUGGGCGACGGGGGCUGCGGGAAGACGUCGCUGUUGAUGGUGUACGCCAAGGGCUCCUUCCCCGAGCAAUACGCGCCCUCUGUUUUUGAGAAGUACACAAGCAGCGUGACGGUGGGGAAGAAGGAGGUCACCCUGAACCUGUACGACACCGCAGGGCAGGAGGACUACGAUCGGCUACGGCCACUUUCUUACCAGAACACCAACGUGGUGUUAAUUUGUUACGAUGUCAUGAACCCCACUAGCUAUGAUAAUGUAGCAGCCAAGUGGUAUCCUGAAGUGAAUCACUUCUGCCGGGGUGUCCCACUCGUGCUGAUCGGCUGCAAGACAGACCUCCGGAAGGACAAGGAGCAGCUGCGCAAGCUCAGGGCUGCCAAGCAGGAACCCAUCACCUACAACCAGGGUGAGGCUGCUUGCAAGGAGAUUAACGCAGAAAUUUACCUGGAAUGUUCAGCAAAAUGUCGUGAGAACAUAGAAAAUGUUUUUAAAGAAGCCACAACCAUUGCACUGAGUGCCAUGAAGAAAGCCAAGCAGCAGAGGAAACGGAAAGUGUGCUCAGUGCUAUGAUCUGGACUGCACGAGAGCCAAGUGAUUCAGAUUUUAUAAACAGUUUAACUUUAAAAACUUUUGGUUUUUUACAUAUUUGUAUUCCUAUGAUAAUUUUUUAAAUUUUUAAUUAUUUUUAGUAAUUUUGCACUUUUGUUACAUUGUUCUCACAGAGUUUUCAAAGCUGUUUAUCACAGUUAACUAAUGCUGUGUGCCUUCACCCAUCUGGCUUUUGCUUCUAAGUGUGAACAACUCACUACUUAAACUGCAAUGAACAGCAACUGCUACUAUCUGACUUGGUGUUGGGGUUUUUCUUCCUCUGCAAAAAAAUUGGGGCACGUUAGAGCUACAAUUUGCUGCCUUUUUCCAGUAGAAAACUCACAUCUUUCAGAAGCAAUG